AUGCAUUACCAAACACCAACUGAUACAUUUGUCACGGCCGAAUCAAUUAGAAAUGACGAAUACAUUUAUUUUGGAGGUGAAACUGUUUAUCAUCAUGAAAUUUUUGUCGAUUUUCAUUCACAACUUUUAACAUCAUAUAUGUCAUUUGCUGGGUUCACCGAAGCCUACAACGACAAAAUCGAUACACUCCGAAACCGGAAUGCACGACAGAAUGAUCAGACAACAACAAUAUCAACAGGAGCAUUCACACAAUGCACAAAUAAACCAACACAACAGCACACUUCAUCAGGCUUAAUACAGAGAAAACGACGUUCGUCAGUUACGAAAAUGAAUGAAAAGUCCAUUCAAAUCAAUUACAUAAUUUAUGAGACAAUGCGCAUGGUGUUUAUGUUAACUGAUUCAACAAAAUAUCCGAUACCACGAACACUAACAGACAAACAAGUUAAAGAUACAUAUUUUAGAACACAUAAUGAUUAUUUCUAUUCUUUGUUCACGGCAUUCUGGACAAGGCAUAAAACGCUAUCCAAAACAUGCAGUACGAAUUGUUCGAAAGUAUUUCUCGUUGAUGGCCACAGAAAAGCGCAUCGAUUUGUAUGUCAACAAGAAAAUGUAUGCGAUUUAUCAACCGAAGAAAUGGGUGCUGUCCAUGUUGGCUGCCCAGAAACUCCUUUACGUGCUACAGAGCUAGGUGAUAAGCGUUACUGCAGACUCCAUCAAAAUCAACAGAAACAGCCUAAUUCCAAUCAAACCAAAGUCGAUAUAAAUGAUCCAAAUGCUGAAAUGAUCAAAUUAGCGAAUGAAGCAAGACAACAAGAAAUUACAGCAUCAAAAGAAGAACACACAUGUAAUGUUUAUCGAGAUGAUAUAAUAAAUGAUAAAAGAUUAUCAAGCUAUGGAAUAUUGGUCACUUUUUUCAAUUGUUCAGUUAUCGUCGGUUUCGAUGAGUGCCCAAGGUCGGAAGGCAUGAGACGUGUAAUACGUCAUUUAUUGCGAAUUUUGGAAUAUGGGCAAUUACCGUCUGCGUGCAUGUAUGAUACCGCCUGCAUGUUAAAAUUAUUUAUCAAAAAUUGGUAUGAUACACCUUAUUUGAAGAAAUCCGAAAGAACCGAAUUUUUAUCAAAAGUCACAUUCGCAAUAGACCGUUUCCAUCAGCCAAACCACAAACAAGCAAUGUGCAAACAUGAAAUGCGUGCUGAUCACGAGAGCCAUGGUUCAACAUUUAAUGACGUCGAUUCCCAAGUGGCAGAAAGAAUGUUCUCAUAUUUAACUAACUUCAAACAUUCUUUUCGUGCUUACACCUACCCAAAAUCACGUGCAUUUUUUUUAAUAUUAUUCCACUUGAAAAACUGUAAAACAACAAAAAUUAACCCCGAUGAACAACGAAUCGGCUGCUGUGUGAUACCAAAAGAUGAACAAACAACUAACAAACGAAAUGACUCAUCGAUCAGAACUCCACAAAAUUUAUCACAUAAUAAAAAUUUAACUCAAAAACCUAUACUAACGUUCAUCUCAACAGUCGACGAUGAACAAGUGGAGAUGUUAGCUACAGAAGAUGAAACGAUAUCGCCGGUACGCGCACAGUUACGUGUUCUGAAAGCUGAACAAAACAAAACAUUGAAUCAAAACAACUUUCCAUUACGUGAUACGCUUCAGUUAAGCACAAACACAACAGGCGCCAGUUCAAUAGCAUCAAAAUCAGCGUCAGGUAAAUGA
Didymodactylos carnosus is the source of this 1713-nucleotide messenger RNA. The record is from the annotation of a GenBank genome assembly. Lineage: Eukaryota; Metazoa; Rotifera; Eurotatoria; Philodinida; Philodinidae.